CAUAGACAGAGCCACAGUCAGACAGGCUGGCUCUCCAAAAACGACUGCAGGGGGAAAAAAAAACUCUCCUUCCGCGGCUUAGAAACCAACAACUAUCACAGAAGUGAAGUCGACGCGAUGUUAACCUCGAAAUGCUACCGUUUAUUGUGAGAAGAGGGCUAACAAUAAGGAAGAAGCUGCUGAAAAGUGGGUGAAGUGUGACAGCUGGAGAGAGAAAUUAAACCGAGGAUUUGUUGACCGCACGUGGAAACGGCUCGCGCGAACGCAUCGUGAAGACUGGAUUGUUCCACUUUAACUGGUCACCAGCUGUUUACGCCUGCCUAAAUCAGACAUGAGUGCCAAGUCAGUAAUCAACAAGGAGGUGUUCAUACCCCACGAUGAGAAGAUGCUUGCUGCUGUACAGGUGAAGCGGAGGACAAAGAAAAAGAUUCCCUUCUUGGCCACGGGUGGUCAGGGAGACUACAUGACGUUCAUCUGCAUCUCAGUGACGAAUAAGAAACCAUCCCACGUUUCAAUCACAAAGGUGAAGCAGUUCCAAGGAUCUUCUGCCUUUGUAAAAAGGUCACAGUGGACAAUUGAGCAACUACGGCAGGUCAACGGCAUGGACCCCAACAAAGACUGUCCGGAGUUUGACCUGAUGUUUGAUAAUGCUUUUGAUCAGUGGGUUGCUGGUUCAUCAGGGGAGAAGUGCACCUUUAUCCAGAUUCUUCACCACACCUGCCAGCGUUACAGCUCAGCGCGGAAGCCAGAGUUUGUCAACUGUCAGUCCAAACUGCUGGGGGGUAACAGUAUACUACACUCAGCUGCAGACAGCGUGACGAGUGCUGUACAGAAGGCCAGCCAGGCUCUGAAUGAGCGUGGUGAGCGGUUAGGCCGGGCUGAGGAGAGGACUGCAGACAUGAUGAACAGCGCUGAACAGUUUGCCGUCACUGCACACAAGCUUGCCAUGAAGCACAAGUGUUAGACCACUGCCAUAACCGCCUGGGCUAAGGGGGUCAGCAAUCGCCAGUCGUUGUACAGAAGAAGGAUUUCAGAUUUUAUUCUUUUUAAAAGUUUUAAUAUGAUUAAUAUUUGUUAACAGUGUUAACAUUGUAAUGUUCUGGGUUAUUGUACUCUGGUGCAUUUCUUUCCUAAAGACUGUGACAGAUGGAGCAGAGGGGAGGAAGAGAGGUAAAUGAAACUACUUGAGGCUGUCAGCUGAAUGUUUUAUGCUUCUGUUUGCCAAAAAAAAAAAGUUACAAGCCACAGCUAUGACUCUGUUUGAUAAUGACAGUCACUCAAGACAGUCAUGUGCUCACACACUGAGCACGUGUGUUGCCAAGUCAUCAUCAGCAAUCACUCCCAGACAAGGAACAGCUCAUUUCCCAUUUAUAUUGGUUAUUUAUGAGCGCUGCAGUAAUUAUUAAGUCUUGAUUUAUGAGUGAGGGCCCCCCUCAUUGCUUGACUAUGUACUACAUAUAAAUAACAGACACAUAUGUAAGUCGUACCUUGAUAGAUAUUUGUGGGACUUUUGGACAUUAAACUCUUUCAAUCUGAUGUUUUGUCCAUAAUUUCAAAACAUAUCAAAACACUAUUAGUCAAAAUAUGUUUCAAAUAUCAUCUCAUAAACUGCUGAUGAGACUGAGUGAUGAGGGUGGUUUGGGUGACGGUAUAAUAUAAAAAAAUGUUGAAAUAUUUUUCUCCCUUGUUACGUGUCAUUCAAAAACAACUUAAACUACAUGGAGUAGAUUUUUGGAAGUGUACUUGAAGACUUCAUUUUAAGAAUAAGCUUUCUAAGUAUGUGAAUUACUCAGCAUAGUAAGUUAUUUUAACAGGGGUAAUUCAGUAAGCCAGCUUCUGCACUGUAAAAAGCAACAUGUAAUUCUACUACUAUUAUCUCAGUGUCUGUAGAGCUAAUUUGUCCCUAAACACGGGGUGCUUUGAAGCUGAUCCUGGCUGUAUUUCAACUCUAAACAGUGAGUGGUCAUACCUUGUGCUUUUUGUGUAACUUGGGUUGGUUAUUAUAAUAUGUAUGCUCAUAAAGGGCAAAAUGUUUUAAAUAACAGCCGUGUGUGGUAGGUUUUUUUUCUGUUUGGUUUUUUUUAUUUGCUUUUUUUGGGGGGGAUUUGG
Archocentrus centrarchus (flier cichlid) is the source of this 2109-nucleotide messenger RNA. It is a transcript of the gene stxbp6, whose product is annotated as syntaxin binding protein 6 (amisyn). The transcript has 6 exons. NCBI's taxonomy places the organism in Eukaryota, Metazoa, Chordata, Actinopteri, Cichliformes, Cichlidae. Gene Ontology annotation, biological process: regulation of SNARE complex assembly; Golgi to plasma membrane transport; exocytosis. Gene Ontology annotation, molecular function: phosphatidylinositol-4,5-bisphosphate binding. The coding region runs from base 332 to 964 and encodes 210 amino acids. The record is from RefSeq and is a predicted model, not a curated record. Gene Ontology annotation, cellular component: exocyst; plasma membrane.